GCGCGGUGCCAGGGGGGGCUGUGGGGUGCGGGGUAUGGGGCACGCUCCCCCCACUCAGUGCUGACCCCAGCGCGGUGCCAGGGGGGGCUGUGGGGUGCGGGGUAUGGGGCACGCUCCCCCCACUCAGUGCUGACCCCAGCGCGGUGCCAGGGGGGGCUGUGGGGUGCGGGGUAUGGGGCACGCUCCCCCCAGUCAGCGCUGACCCCAGCGUGGUGCUGGGGAGCUGUGUGGGGGCUCAGUAUGCGGCACGCUCCCCCAGUCAGUGCUGACCCCAGCGCGGUGCCAGGGGGCGCUGUGGGGUGCGGGGCUCAGUAUGGGGCAUGAUCUCCCAGUCAGUGCUGACCUCAGCGCAGUGCUGGGGUGCUGUGUGGGGGCUCAGUAGGGGGCAUGCUUCCCCAGUCAGUGCUGACCCAAUACCCCAGUAUAGUGCUGGGGUGCUGUGCUGCAGGGAGCUACCAGCCUUUGGAUGAAAAGUAAAAGUCAGGUCCUUGCUGCCUGUGGCUAUUACUCACCUUUGGGUACUUUCCCCAGGUGAGGGGGUGUUUGCUCCAAUGGCCUGCCAUCAUCCAUCUCCAGUUACUUGACUGUUGUUCUCUAAACUCCGCCCAGUUUCAAUUCAGUUCCUUUACUCAGUUGUCUUUCUCCUUUGUAAGCUACCAGAUUCAGUUGGAGGCAUUGAUUUUUACUUCCAAUUCCAAAUCGUGCAAUGUUAGUGUGUGCUCGUACAGCUCCUCUGUUCCACCCCAGAGUUGGCUGGGUUUCAGCAGUGGAUUAGAGCCAUUCAACACACAUGCAUGUUGCUUAGCUAUUUAUUAAAGCAUAAGGCUGACAAAGAGACGGUGAUAAUGAAGCUCAAGGAGUUGGAAUCUAGCAUGCGCUCUGGCCGCAAAUUGUUCAGACUGGGCAACAUGGUGCAUGCCAUGGUAGCAGCCAGGAGAACUACUCGGCUACCAGACCUGAUGCCCCGUCUCUGCCUGACAGCCUCCAACCUCAGCCGUGUCCUGUAUUUCAUCUGUGACACAGUCCUGUGGGUGAAGAGUGCUGGACUCGUCCCUGACAUUGACAAGCAGAAGUGGCGGAAUUGGGCUACCAAAUACUAUUACUAUUCACUGCUGAUGAAUUUGACCAGGGAUUUGUAUGAGAUCUCCUGGCAGAUGGAACAGGAGGCUCAAAGGAAGAAAGCAAGGAAGGAGAAUUCCUCUCAAUCUGACAAACAAGAUCAGGACCUGUUCAGUUUCCAUGCAGAUGGGUUGCAGCCCUUUCUCCUCCUGCUGUACCACACACUGAGGAAACACCCUCCCUUGUUGCUAGACACAGUGAAGAACCUUUGUGAUCUCUCUAGUCCUUUGGACCAGCUGGGAAUCUACAAAACCAACCCAGGAGUUAUUGGGCUCUGUGGCCUCCUCUCAUCCCUGGUGGGGAUCCUCACAGUAGCAAGUCCACAUAUGAAGUUGAAGCACUGAUCUAAGAGCAUCGCAUAUGGUGAGCUGGCAGAUUUGCUUCUCUGACUGUUUUCACUCCAGGAUGGUAUUUUAAAAAUGAACACUUUUGACAAUCGCUCUUCAUAUUUUUUUUUUUUUUUUUUUUUUUUCCUCUGGAGGAGUCAGCUUUACUUCCUCCUCCUUCCUGAUAUCCUCUCAGGUAAGGAGCUGCAGUGACAUACUACAUGAUGGAGGAGAAUGGUGAAGAGGCUGAGUAAGGACUGAGCAAAACAUCCCUCAAGAAUAUUGUGAACCAUGGAAAUCAAGACUUUACAAAUUGCUGCUAGUUAAGGACAUGUUGCUGUCUCCUGUAUUUGAAUAGAGAUGUGGAAUAGCUGCAUAGGCAACUAAAAUUGUAUAAAAAGCCAUAAGGAUUAGUGCUGACACCGGAAAGGCAGAAUCCCCCAAUGGGGGUUCAUACAAUCAUUUGUCUUUUUUGAAUACAUUCAAGCAUGUUGGUGCCAGAAAGGCUUUGGAAUGGUAGUUCAAAUGGCCUGGAUUAAAACAUGAAUUCUGUGAGGGGACUGGAUGAUGUCAGGGGACUGUUAAUUGGAUAUAUGGAGCUUUUCAUCUCUAGGCAGUGGUUCAAAUCUAGCCCAGGCUGAUAGUAACUGAAGAGUGCUCCAGUUUGGUGAUAUAGUGGCCACCAUUGAAUAUGUAUUAGUGGGACUGGAUCCAGUUCUUAGUGAAUAGAUGUCUAUAUCCCAGAAACCACCACUCCAUCUGCCCUCCUUGUUGACAAUACAAGGCCAAGGAUUGCUUGGGCCAUGGAAUCUGAAUUCCUCUCUAGAAGGGUCCUUCCAGGUCAUGGUUAGGUACGCUCUCUUUUUCCAAUGUAUGUGGCUAGCUUACUUCAGUGCUGCUCAUGCUGGGGAUAAGCAAAGGAUUUCAGUCUCCAUGAUUGCUGAUCUGGCACCAUUCAUUAGCACUAGCCUUCCGCCAAAUACACACACCAAACCCUUGUAAUCCCAGAAGGGUGAUAAUUUCUGUACUCUCUGAAGCAGCUUUUAAACUGAUAUCGCUUUAGUUUUGCUGAAAGUUUUCAAAUAUCAAUUUUAAAUCCUUAUGCUAUUGAGAGAAACCUGCCCCAGGGCUGCUGGUGAGUGAGCUGGAAUGACACUGCCAGGGGAUGUUGUCAGAAAAGGGAACUUACACUCUUGGACUGGGAUGGGCUUGCUGAUGCCGAAAUCCUUUGAUAAGCACCUGCAAGAAGAGAAUCCUUUUGUCUGACCCUCUCUAGAGUCCACCCCAUCAUGGCCACCUGCUUGGAUAAGGACAAGUGAUUUUUCUCAUAUGUCUGUUCGUGUGGGUUCUACCACUCUAAUGUCCGUUUCAUUCUCCCAGUCAUCUAGGUGGAAUGUUGCUUUGAAUUAUUACAAAGGUUCUGGGAGAAAAUGCUGUCUAGUUUUCUAAUGUGUAUGUUGUGCAUUGUUUGACAUCCUUUUGGGUGAGGGGGACUGACUUUACAGAAAUCCCCGUUUCAUUAGCAUCUGUGGCUCAGCUCCUGUAGAAUCUACUUGUGAUUCAAGAGCCAAAAUGAUCCCUUCUCUUGGUCUGAUCCUGUUGUGUGAUCUCUGCUCCCCACCAAUGCAGAGACUUCACUCCUCCCUGCAGCUGGGAGGGCAGGCUGGCGAGUUUACAACCUUUCCCAGCAGUUUUCUGGUACGGAGGGACUGUGGAAGGGCCAGCCUAGUCAGGCUGUCUCACCUGGAGUCAGUGUAAGAGUGAAAAAACUCUCCUGUGCAAAAAAGGGGGAUAAGUGAGAAAAGGUUUUUGGGCUGGCUUGCCUCCUCAAAGCCUUUCCCCACCAGGGGCUGACCUGUAACACCACCCCCUGGUUCUGACAAGGAUGCUCAGGCUUCCAGGCUCACUGCUGUGGGAUUCCAACAGGCCUGUCUUAGUCCUCUCCUUAGGCAGGUCACUGGAUUUUAGAAGCUAAUACUUGUGGUUCCCCCUGCAAACAGGAAGCUAUGGGUUUAAUGUAUUUAAUUUAGCUUAAUAUAACGAAAGCUGGAGAAUUAACCAAAAGGAGAGAAUUCUUUAGGUCAGCCUCCUCCAGGCUUCUGGUAUAAGGGCUACUGCUGCUAUACAUUGUCUAGGAAACACAACUAAUAAACUGAAGCGAGUUUGAA
Molecule: messenger RNA, 3613 nt
Organism: Dermochelys coriacea (leatherback sea turtle)
Lineage: Eukaryota; Metazoa; Chordata; Testudines; Dermochelyidae
Gene: PEX11A
Product: peroxisomal biogenesis factor 11 alpha
Exons: 3
Coding region: 795-1463 (222 amino acids)
Biological process (GO): regulation of peroxisome size; peroxisome fission
Cellular component (GO): peroxisomal membrane
Source: RefSeq, a predicted model, not a curated record